AAAAGAACUUUCUGGUUGCUUAGUAACAACUCUAAACAGCUUUAGAACCAAGGAAGUUAAAAACGACCUUAAAAUACAAACUCUUAUUCAUUCUUCCAGGACAGUGGGAGAAAGAGCCAUUCAAAAGGAAAGUGACAAAAUUAAUGUUUUUGAGCAAGGAAGGUAGGUUAUUUCACUGACAAAAUUAAAAAAGAGGGCUGGGGGAGCAGAAGCUAAUUUUAAAAUAGUCAUUGAAAUUCCAAAAUGAAGAAAGAAGUGGGUUUGCAUUUUGCAAGUUUGAAUUUAUCUGGCACUUAAGAACUUAAAACUCUUCUUUUGACCAUGCAAAGAAAAAAAGCUUGUUUAAACCAGAGCAAGCAACUUGAGAAGUUCAUUGGUGUCUCUGAUCCAGCCUUGAACAUUCACUCCUGAGCCAGUGCUUUAUCCAGAAGCAUUUGCCCUGGAAUAGCAUUCACAGGUUUUUGAGCAUGGAUCCUGCUGCCUCCCGAUCGCUGCCAAAGCACUCCUUGACUCCACUAAGAUGGAGUAUGGCAUUAUGUUGUUUAAAGAAAGGGAGCAAGCUAAGGGGUGACUUCUCCUCAGCCAUGCCACCAAUUUCUCUCACCAGUCCCCAGAACCGUGCCCGCCUACAAAAUCAAUUCAUCAAACAGACAUCUGAGGAGCUAUCAUUCUCUCAAGAAGUGUUGCAGCAAUGGGGGUUCCCUGGGGUGCCCUUUACCCAGUAUAGCUUUGACCAUAUCUACAACACAAAAGAAUUUACCACUGUAAAAGAAUUCAAGGCUCAGAAAGCCCCCAAAUACAAGACCUGGUUACCUUCCUCUAUAAUGGAGCUGCCAUCUUUACCAGUCUUUCAACCAAUAUCAUCCAAAAGUGCUAAGACCCCAAAGAAACGCAAGCCGAGAAGGCCUCCCAAGAAACCAGCCUCGACAAGCGAUACCUUGGCUUUCUCUUCCUCCAGGAUUGCUUCUGAGAUUUUAGAUUCCCAGUCCACGGUUCUGUCAAAUGCUACUGAGCGGGGCCUGGAGCCAAGGGAAACAUGGCUUCAACCAUCCGAGAAGGAGGCCAGAGGCUGGGAGAAUCUCAUGCUCAAAAAUUUGAACAAGCGCACAGCUCGAUGGAUCUUAAGCAAACGACCCCCACGGCCUGGGGUCCCCACCAGUAAGUGGCAGAGUUUCUUGAAGCAUCAGUAUGAUUGGAGCCACAUCAGAGAUGAGCUUUCUUCUGCCAGUGACUUGGAACUGUUGGCCCAGCUCGAGGCUGAAGAGAUGGCAGAGUAUGAGGGUAUCGAUAUCACCUCUAUGGCUCAAGAAGAAAAGAAACCAGAGUUACUGCUCCCUGUUUACUUCAGAAUUCCUGCUUACUUACCACCUAAGAAGAGACCCGAGAUCAUGGCUGGCUACAAUAAGACAGUUGACGAUAUAAUGUCUGAGUGCAAUUUGUUCCGGAGCCGACUUUCAGAACCGCCUCGACAGAUGACACCCAGAGCUGGACAAUAUGCUUACUCCACAGACAAUGCCUUUGAACAGGAUAUUUAUUUUGACCUAGUUCGGAUUGUCCAUCAGAAUGAUGUGGAGAAUGAGAUCCUUUUGGAAAACCGCAAUCGGUACUACAAACAUUUUCCAAAGAUCUUUCCAAAAGGUCCAGAAGAAUGGAGUCAAGAGCAUCAACCUCUAAAAUUUCCCAGGCCCAAGAAGGGAGCCUUCCGUUGGACUUCCUUGCCCACCCCAGCCAAGGACCUCACGCUCAUGUCCCAAGACAUUAUUUCUACCAAGACCAGAAGAGGAAAGAAAGAUUUUAUAACAAAAAUGGAAGAGGAUGUGCCCUGGGAGAUGAAGGUCCUCAGGAACAUUUUACAGGAUUGGAAGAAUGCCUGGAUUAUAUCUCCCCAGUGGAAAGAUGCUACAGUGGAGGGACUGGCACGGAACUUAAAGAGUGUACAGGUUGGGAUCCGAACUGAAGCCAUCAUCACUUGUGCCACGGCAGCCUUGGAGCGACCCCGAUUCCAGGAAGUUCUGGUGGAUGAUAACGAGGAUGAAAAUUUUGUAGAAGAGCCACCUGUUGAGGAGCUACCAAAGGAACUACAGCCUCUCCUCAAGAAAGCAUUAACGGAUAAGAAAUUCAGUGUACGCGUAGCAGCCGCUCUGUUUUACUACUCCAUCCAAGCACAUGACCAGCAAGCCCAAGAAAUCAUGCAGGAUGCCCUGAAGCAGGGUAAUGAUGCUGACAGCUGGGCAGCAGCCCAAUGCCUGGCUCUGGAUGGAAUUGCUUCUUUUCCUGUAGUGAAGAGGAUUCUCCGCCAACUAUUCCACAAAAAGGAUAAAGAAACUCAAGAACAAGCCUGUAUCCUACUAAGCCAUCUCUGUGAUAAGACGAGCCUGAUACAUACCCUCCUUGCUGUUGAGCUGAACAGCUGCCAGUGGGAAGUCCGAAUUGUGGCCUGCAAAGCUCUCUCCCGGAUCACUGGGAGGAGGGUCAACCAGGAUUUGAAACAUAAGUUGGUCCAACUGAUGUGGAAUGAUUGGAACUUGGAAGUACGCCAGGCAGCGGCCCAAGCCCUAGGGCAGAUGAAGCUGGGGAAGGAGGUGCAUGACAAGAUCUGGGCUAUGCUGGGUCAAGGAAAUUCCCAAGAUCGGGUCGAAGCCCUCUCCUUAAUUGGCUGUUUGAAGCUUAUGACUCCCAAGUUGCUUCCUGGCUUCCUUAACUGCUUCUCUGAUGAUUUCAUGGCUGUGAGGAGGGCAGCCUGCCUUGCAGCUGCUUCACUCAAGAUAAAAGAUCGCAUGGUUUUUGACUGCCUCAUAAAGUUGGUACAGGGUGAUCCGUACUGGAAAAUCAAAGCUUUUGCCAUUAAAGCUUUGGGAAAUAUUGGGUAUGUAAAUCCCCAGUUAACAGACAUCUUGCUUUGGGCUAUCCAUUAUGAGGAAGAGCCAGGUGUGAGACUGGAAGCCUGUCGGAGCAUCACUGCCCUUAAAAUUAAAGAAGACAAAGUCCGAGACACCUUCCUAGAUGUGCUACUCCUGGAAAGUCACGAAGCUGUUCUUACGGAACUGAGUGAAACAAUGAAGAAUCUUGACUUUCAAGAUGAAGGAAACCAAGACAUGCUUCAAAAGAUCAAGAAAAGGAUUUCUCAACUAAGUCAGAAAAACUUGAUUAGCAGCCAAAUCAUGAAGAUAGAGGAGAUUGCUAACAAUCUUCGUCAAGAAGCAAAAUAUAUCUUUCUCUCCCAUCCCAGAAAAGACAAACCUUCAGAGGAACUUCUGGAUUUUUUCAAAGAUGCUUUUAAGGAUGCUGAUGCCCCUCUCCCUAUGACCCCUUCUGUUACUGAUGCCUUUAAAAAAGCCUUAAAGGCUGUGACAGUGCCUAAAUCAAAUCCCUACACUAAGAGUUUUAUCUUUGAUCAGAAGAUCCCUGGAAGACUGACACUCAACAAACGGCUAAAAACCAUCAGGGAAAAAAGAGUUGCUAAGGGGCCAUUUGCUCAUUCUGGAAACAUUUCUAAAACUGAAUGAAGACCAAGAAAAAAAAAAGACCUUUCUAACAUCUCCUAAAUGGAGAAAAAAAAAUUCCUUCAUCCAGGCCAGCUUCAUCUUUUCAAGAACAUGUAUUGCUACACACAGACCACUACUAGGUGACUUUGGCAUCAUAGUAGAGUCUAUCUUUUCAUUUUGUAUUAUGUUUAAUCAGUAAGUCUAUAAACUGUUGAACAGGAACUGGAUUCAUUUCUUAAUGGGAAACAUUUUAAACCACUGAAGCUAGAGAAGGAUGAAUGAAGUAAUUUACUUGUUUCAACUUACUCUCUUCCCCACCAGAAUUCUUUAGUUAGGUCACUAGAAUUAAAAAUAACUAAAGCUUUAGUAAGUUUUACACAAUGCACAGGAAAUCUUUUGAGGCAUGGUCUAGACUAGAGCUCCUUUCCCCAGACUAAGAAUCAGCUCUGAUGAGUAUUUUUUUUUUUUACUUUACCUUCUGUCUCAGAAUUGAUACUAAGUAUAGAUCCCAAGGCAGAAGAAUGGUAAGGACUAGGCUAUUGGGUGACUUGCCCAGGAUAAUCUAGCUAGAAAGUAUCCGAGGCCAGAUUUGAUCUGAUGAAUUUUUUUCCAUAGAUUUGGGACAAGAUAAGUUUUGUAGCUUCUACCUGAUGAGCAAAGCAGGAGGCUACGUUCCCAAAAUUCCCCAUUAACCCUAAGCAACUAAAUCAUGUUCUCUCCUUUGGUGGUGUGAGGGAUAGACCUCAAAUGUGAUGCAAAGCUUGGCAAUAUUUUUCUUGACAUCGAAGCCUUAAUGACCUCUAAAGAUUUAGGUCUGAACAAGCUUAUAGCCAUAUUGACACAAUAUGUUGUUCAACAUGUUCAGCUGUUCAAUGGACAUUUAUUAAAUUCCUUCUGUGUAUAAGAGGAUGGGAAUAUAUACAAACAAAAUGACUUCUGUCCCCAGGGAACUCUUAGAGGAGCUAUCAAAAGGGUACAGCUGGAGGGAAAGGGCAGGUAGCUGAUGGCUCAGUAGACUGAGAGAUCUAGAAAUUGGAGGUCCUGAGUUCAAAGCUUGAUUCUAAGAAGGUAAGGGUUUUUACAAAAAGGUUUUCAAUCAUUCAGUAUUCAAAAUAGUGGUAGUUUUAAAUUCUACUUCUCAUCUUUCCUUUUGACACUUCCUCUCAUUCUUAUUCAUUGGUAUUACUGAUAUUGUGCUUACAGAAUAGGAAUAUAAAGAAACAGUCUCCUCCCCAACCCAAAAAAGUCAGUGACUAGUAUUUCCAAAAGAAUUCAAAGAAACUGUGGUAUCUGCCCUCUGCAUAUCAGAAGAAAAAAGAAGUUAAAGAGUUUCUAGUACAACUUUCAGGAAAAACUAGGCAAUUUUAAUGAAUUCUUAGUCCUUGUUACUAGUCCUAAUAUAGGUGAUUAUAGGUAAAAUCCCAUUGUGGGAACUAAUUUGAGUGUGCAGAGGUUUUAUAUAAUAAAACUGCUUCCAUUGCUCAAUAGCUGGCCUUUGGGGAAAAGUGAUCUAUCUACAAGAGACUCCAUACAACAAAUAACAUAUGAGUACUCUCCUUGACUCCUAUCUCAGUAAUAGCCACUGAGCAAUGAAAACAUUUGAUUGUGAGUCAUCUGUAUUCUAGGGAGAAUGGUUGGGGCAGCCUGAAAAACCUCUGGUUUGAAUGGACCUUUUUGAGUCUCCCUCUACUCUAGAUAGACAUCUCUCCUUCUCCUUGGCCUUCUCUGUACCCCUUUUCUAGUACCCUUUAUACCCAGAAAUGUCCAUCCUGGAAACUCCUAGCUCCAUCCUGUAUUUAACCAAGUCUUGCUAACUAAUCUCUGACCCUUUCUAAUUUUGGUCCUUCCCAAUUGGUCCUUCCCAACCAAUCAGGCACAACUGAGCAAGACCUCACACCACCUAACAAUACUAGCAACUGAAAUGUAUAUAGGCUUUAAUGUUCACAAGCUGAAGUUUGCCCCAGUUCCCUCAUCUGUAAAAUAAGCUGGAGAAGGAAAUGGCAAACCACUCUAGUAUCUUUGCCAAGAAAACCCCAAAUGGGGUCACAGAGAAUAGAAAGGAAUAUACAUAAAACUCUACAUAACUUUUCAGUGCCCUUUCCUUCCUAAGAGAUGGAUGAAGAACCUGAAUAUAGAAGUUGAAUGAGUUGCUCAUCAGAAUCAGGAUUUGAAUCCAGGUCUUCCUGUCUGCAAAUCUUGUACUCAUCCAAUAUACCCCAUAUAAAAUCCUGCUCACGAAGGUUGUAAUUUAAAAAUAAUUUCUGUAAAAAAUGGACCCAAGGGUUGUCAUAAUAAAUGGUCUUGUUUACUGGAUGAGAUGGUAUGCCAGUAAAAUAUUGAGUGGAAUAUGAGCAGGAACUGAGUGUGAGAGAAAGCCUAUGUGAGAAAAGAAAUGGUAGUUCCUUCUCUCUCACUCAAAUGAUAACGGGCUGACAGUUAUCACUUGAUGCCUCUUGGGGAAAUGGCUGAAGAGAUUAAAUGUGUCUCUCCCCAGUCAGCCCCCUUGUAGAUGUCUUCAAUGCCUUUCUCUCAGAAAGGUUUGGAGGUGGCCCCAAUAUGAGAUCUGACCCAAACCCAAGGAGUGUCUCCCUAUAACUUGAAUUGAGAGACUUGACCAGGAUCUGACUGCUACAGAUAGUUUAUUAUUAUGGAACUGGUAAGCAGGGAGAAGGAAGAUGGAGAGAGGGUUUAGGUAGCUCUACCAGAAACCUACAUAGUCCUUAAUCUGCUGGGCUUGUAGCAGUGCCCACAAACAUCUUCAUCCCUUCCCAGCUAAAUAGCCCCUUCUACUGACUUGAUACUAACAUUUCCUAAAGAAAUAAAUAAGAAACAAUUCAGGGAGGAUGGGAGAUGGGGAACUGUGCUGUGCUUUGAGUCCAUUCAGCCCCUCUCAGGGGUCUGAGAUGGUUUGCUGCAGGUGGAGGGAAGAAAUAGUUGUGUAUCUGGUGAGAGAACAACAAAAUUGGAGAAAAAGGCAGGGUCUUCUAAGGUGGCUUCAGUGAUCUUUCAGCCUUCCAAAAACUGGACUUACCAACUUCAGGGCCCGAGGCAGAAGACCAAGAGGUUCUUCAGAAUCCCUUCAGCCAACCGUUUUUCUCCCAGAAGUCUCUCCUCAACUGUCAUUCAACUUUUUUUUUUAGUGCCCAUCCCCAAAUUCCAAAUCUCCCUGCCUCCAUCCUAACAUUUCCUUAACUAGUAGGAUUAGGUUUGACAAGAGUUUUUGCAUAUGCAUAAUCUGGGUGUACCCCGCUCAGAGGGAAGACUCUUAAAAGAUCAUUAAUGGCUUUCUUCAGUGGCCCAAAGAACCACCCAGAACCUAGCAAUCCCCACCUGAAAACUGAGAAUCCAAAAGUAUCCUGUAUCACAUGUAUUUCCAAGUUAGAUCUAUGCCCUUUUUUGUGUGUGGGUUAAACUAUACCAAUAAUAAAAGUGUGUUGCUUUCA
This is a messenger RNA of Monodelphis domestica (gray short-tailed opossum), 6928 nucleotides long. It is a transcript of the gene HEATR4, whose product is annotated as HEAT repeat containing 4. The record is from RefSeq and is a predicted model, not a curated record. Gene Ontology annotation, molecular function: oxidoreductase activity. Lineage: Eukaryota; Metazoa; Chordata; Mammalia; Didelphimorphia; Didelphidae.